This is a messenger RNA of Odocoileus virginianus texanus, 3849 nucleotides long. NCBI's taxonomy places the organism in Eukaryota, Metazoa, Chordata, Mammalia, Artiodactyla, Cervidae. The record is from RefSeq and is a predicted model, not a curated record.
AUGGUCGCGCCCGCCGCCGCCGCGCGUCACUUCCGGGCCGCGGUCCGGCCCCGACCCCGCGCCCCCGGCCCCGCCUUCCGCGCGCGUUGGUUCCGGAGGUGGUGUGUUCGCCGGAGCGCGAGCCCCGGGCCGGCAUGGCGGCGCGCCCGGGCUGAGGACGGCCGGGGGCUACGCUGCGACUCCCUUCUCCCCUCGCGCGACCGCCUCAUUGGCGCCGCGGGUGCCCGGGCCCGCCCCUUCCUUAGCGGCUGCGGGUUCCUCACGGGCCGCGGCGGACGCGGACUGCGGUGCCCGCGCGCUUGCGACCGGAAUGGUUUUUUAAAGACGUGUGAUUGUUGGCAUGGGUGCCGUUACCUACUGACUCUGUCUGCCCUUACAGACAGACCUAAAUUGCCUGAUAACUACACUCAGGACACCUGGCAGAAGCUUCAUGAAGCAGUGAAAGCCAUACAAAGUAGUACCUCCAUCCGCUAUAACCUGGAAGAGCUCUAUCAGGCUGUUGAAAACCUUUGCUCCCACAAAGUGUCCCCGACGCUCUACCAGCAACUGCGCCAGGCCUGCGAGGGCCACGUCCAAGCACAGAUCCUCCAGUUCAGAGAAGACUCACUAGACAGUGUGUUGUUUCUCAAGAAGAUUAACACAUGCUGGCAGGAUCACUGCAGACAGAUGAUCAUGAUCCGGAGCAUCUUCCUGUUCCUGGACCGCACGUACGUGCUCCAGAACUCCACGCUGCCCUCCAUCUGGGACAUGGGGUUAGAGCUGUUUAGAAACCACAUCAUCAGUGAUAAAAUGGUCCAGACGAAAACCAUCGACGGCAUCCUGCUGCUGGUGGAACGGGAGCGGAGCGGCGAGGCAGUGGACCGGAGCCUGCUGCGGAGCCUUCUGGGCAUGCUGUCCGACCUCCAGGUAUAUAAAGACUCAUUUGAACUGAAAUUUUUGGAAGAAACAAAUUGUUUAUAUGCUGCAGAAGGCCAAAGGUUAAUGCAAGAAAGAGAGGUUCCAGAGUAUCUUGACCAUGUGAGUAAGCGCUUGGAGGAGGAGGCGGACCGCGUGAUCACAUACCUAGAUCACAGCACACAGAAACCGCUGAUCGCCUGUGUGGAGAAGCAGCUCUUAGGAGAACAUUUAACAGCAAUUCUGCAGAAAGGGCUGGACCACCUGCUGGACGAGAACCGAGUGCCGGACCUCACGCAGAUGUACCAGCUGUUCAGCCGCGUGCGAGGCGGCCAGCAGGCGCUGCUGCACCACUGGAGCGACUACAUCAAGACUUUCGGGACAACAAUUGUCAUCAAUCCUGAAAAAGACAAAGACAUGGUGCAGGACCUGCUGGACUUCAAGGACCGAGUGGACCAUGUGAUAGACGUGUGCUUCCAGCGGAACGAGAGGUUCAUCAACCUGAUGAAAGAGUCCUUUGAGACGUUCAUCAACAAGAGGCCCAAUAAGCCUGCAGAGCUGAUUGCAAAGCACGUAGACUCGAAGCUGAGAGCAGGGAACAAGGAGGCGACGGACGAGGAGCUGGAGAGGAUGCUGGACAAGGUCAUGAUCCUCUUCCGGUUCAUCCACGGUAAAGACGUGUUUGAAGCAUUUUACAAAAAAGAUUUAGCGAAAAGACUCCUGGUUGGGAAAAGUGCCUCUGUCGACGCUGAGAAAUCUAUGCUGUCGAAGCUGAAACAUGAGUGUGGGGCCGCCUUCACCAGCAAGCUAGAGGGCAUGUUCAAGGACAUGGAGCUCUCCAAGGACAUCAUGGUUCAUUUCAAGCAGUACAUGCAGAAUCAGAGUGACCCGGGCUCCAUAGACCUGACCGUGAACAUACUGACCAUGGGCUACUGGCCGACAUACACACCCAUGGAGGUGCAUCUGACUCCAGAGAUGAUCAAGCUACAGGAAGUGUUCAAGACGUUUUAUCUGGGGAAACACAGUGGGCGGAAGCUUCAGUGGCAGACGACGCUGGGCCACGCUGUGCUGAAAGCCGAGUUCAAGGAGGGAAAGAAGGAGUUCCAGGUGUCCCUGUUCCAGACGCUGGUGCUGCUCAUGUUCAACGAAGGGGACGGCUUCAGCUUCGAGGACAUCAAGAUGGCCACUGGCAUAGAGGACAGCGAACUGCGGAGGACGCUGCAGUCCCUGGCCUGUGGCAAAGCCCGUGUCCUCCUCAAGAGUCCCAAAGGGAAGGAGGUGGAAGAUGGAGACAAGUUCCUCUUCAAUGCAGAGUUCAAGCACAAGCUCUUUCGGAUAAAGAUCAAUCAGAUUCAGAUGAAGGAGACGGUGGAGGAGCAGGUGAGCACCACGGAGCGCGUGUUCCAGGACCGGCAGUACCAGAUCGAUGCCGCCAUUGUGAGGAUCAUGAAGAUGAGGAAGACGCUGGGCCACAACCUGCUCGUCUCCGAGCUGUAUAAUCAGCUCAAGUUCCCAGUCAAGCCUGGAGAUCUGAAGAAGCGCAUUGAGUCUCUCAUAGACAGGGACUACAUGGAGAGGGACAAGGACAGCCCGAACCAGUACCACUACGUGGCCUGAGGCCCGCCCCCCAGGAGACACAGCGCCCCUUCAGGGAGAAGCCCGUUCCGCGGUGCCUGGGCCGCCACUGCGCCCGCACGGGGCGGGCGUCCUUGGACCACUUUCCGGGCUCCGGGACUCGCAGGUGGCAUGUGUCUUCCCUCCAGUUCUUCCUCCUGUUCCUUUAGGCGCUUGAUGAUUUCCAGGGCUCCGCAGAGUGGCUGAGGUUGGGUAGGCAGGCAGUCUCCUUUGUAAGCAGUGUUCUUGUGCAGAAGCUGAUGUCCUCUGUGUGUGUGUGUGCGCGUGUGCAGGUGUGAGACCCUGCGUGCUGCCUUCCAUCGCGGCAGGACCACCGUGCGCUCCAGACGCAAGCUCUUAGGCCCAGAACAGGAGCCCCUGACUGGUGAACAUGAGGGAGAACCCGUAGUGUCACAGCUGAUGAAUCACACAGCCUGCAUAGUAGCUUCUGUUCGUUCCUUUGCACCAAGUUUUAACCUUGAGGCCUGGUUUCUGGACGAGGCUCCUCGCGAGGCCUUGCUCCUUGGAGAGGAGGUCGCUCUGGCGCCUGUGACGCUGUGAGCCCGUCCCUGUCUCCGUUUUGCUUCCGCCGCGUUGCUUGUGAACUUUCUCUGUGGGGGAUUAGCGGGAGCCGUGCGUGCGUGUGUGUGUGUGUGCGCACCGUCCCAAGGCUGCGCCUGGCAGCCCCUGUUCUCGGCCCAAGGGCGGCUGCUGUGUGACCUGUUCUAACUGCGUGUUUGUACGAUGGCGACAGUCAAGUCUGGUUCUCUUUUCACGGCCCUGGGCGGCAGCUGUCCUCCACGUGACCACAUCAGCGCCUCAAGGAGACCAGUGUGGCGCAGAGGUGGCCUCAUGGGCACCUGCCGUCACGCGCGUGCAUAAGGGAGCCACGCCGCGGACGCUGGUUCGUGUGGGAACCACAACAAAGAUACUUUUGUGAGAACAUUUAAAAGUACUUUAUAUUUUACAUAAUAGCAUGUUUCGUUUUGAUUAAAAGCUACCAAAGGAAUUUUGAUCAUGGUGUAAGUGUUGAAAGCAAUAUUUUCUGGAAUAUACCAAGUUUAUAUCAUUUGAUUUUUGUGCUAAAUUAUUAAAAGAUUCUCCCUUUUUGAAACAUGCGUCUUUAAAAUAUGAAAUCUCAUGGGUUUCCAGAUGAAAACCCUCCCUCUUUGCGUGUCCUCUUUUCUCUUUGUAAAUUAUCAGUUGUGAGUUUAUCACAUGUGGUCAAUCAGAGACCAGUAGCUUCUGCUUCUUAGACUAAGUUCUAUGUCUCUCAAUUGUUGAUACUGUAAUUUAAUGUAGACUUACUCUGAAUAAAAGUAGUUUCAAUUGGCCUUAAAA